Molecule: messenger RNA, 3278 nt
Organism: Hydra vulgaris (swiftwater hydra)
Lineage: Eukaryota; Metazoa; Cnidaria; Hydrozoa; Anthoathecata; Hydridae
Source: RefSeq, a predicted model, not a curated record
AAAAAUAGGUACGCCGAUAUCCGCGUUUUACGGAACCGAUAAAUGUGCUAAAAUUCUGUGCCACGCUUUUUGAAGUUCACAUUUGGAGAGAUUUUUUAAAUAUUAAACUAAUAUAUCUCAUGGUUAUUACUUAAUAUGGAAAUAUUUUGACUUGCAAAAUUCGUACCAGUUAUUCUGAGUGGCAAACAGGUACUGUUAUUGUAAGUGUCAAAGUGAGUGGUAAGGAUCAUUUAACUUUUUUUUAGUGAUAUACAUAUUUAAGACAAAUAAACUUGGAACCUAUUAUUUAAAUAUUAUUUUUUUGAUUUGUUUUACAUUUCUAAAUUUAUUAAGAAACUCAUCAGUUGUAACUAUUUCAUGCUUUAAUGGUAUAAUGGGUCGACACAUAUUUAAAGGAGAAUUCAAAAAACAUUUAAUUAGUAAUUUUACAUUGCCAUCUAACACAAAUAUUGGGUGCAUGAAUGGACACGUUCUGUUUCUUUAUACUAGCAAUGGUGAGUUGUUUAGCAAAACAGUUGCAAAAGUCAAUGAGCAUUUUAACUUGAAUAUUUGCUCCAGUCAUAUCAAAAAAGUAGUGUACAUAGCCAAAAACUGGUCUAAAAAUUUUUUAAGAAAAUAUGAAAGUUGUGUUGCAUUUUGUAAUGAGCCCUUUAUAAACCGUGAACCACUGAUUACAAUUUUAUCGCAGCCUAUCUUAAGUAACACUAAUUACACAAUAUCACAUUCUUCUGUUUUAUCAUUGUCAGAACACAGCAGUGUCACAUCUCUGAUACGUAAUGAACCUUCAUGUUCUGCUGGACAUGAAGCAAAUUUAACUACUAGACAGACUUCAAUAGAAAAAUUGAGCCCUAUCUUCUUACGAUUGAAAAUCGUAAGAAGAUAGCUUCAAUGAAAGCAAAAUUAUCCAGCCUGCCAUAUAAAUUAAAAGUUCUAAGGCAAAGUGUUAAAAGAAAAGAAGAUAUUAUAAAAGCCUUAAGAGCUCAGGUUAGAGACUUAAAACAUAAAAACCAAACAUAUUAUUACAGCAGGCAAAUUCGCAAUCUUAUUGCAUCAAAAAAAGCAAUAAAAAUUAAAGAGAGAGAAAAGUUUAGAAAGUUAGCUCUCAAACAUAAUGCUGCGAUUAGAAAAAAUAAUACGGAUAUUACUAGCUUAGAAGGACAAAUGGACGAGGACAAGAUAAGUAUUACAAAUACAACUGAUUGUAAAAGCUAUCCAUUAAAAAUGAGAAUGAUAAUAUACUGCAUGUUAUUGUGUAAUGUCCCAACAAGUAACAUUCCAUUUCUAGUAAGCAAAAUUGGGCAAUAUUUCAGUGUUAUUUUUUCUCACAUUCCUUGUCGUAGCACUAUUGAGCAAAUGGCUCGUGAGCUUGGCAGUAUUGCUGAUCUGCAGGCAGCUGAAUGGAUCAUUAGUAAUACUCAUCUUACUCUUGGGUUUGACGCAACUACACAAGAAGGUGUUCAUAUCAACAGUAUUCACUUAACUUCAAAUGAUAAAUGCCAGGUAAUUGCUGUUGAUCAAUUACCAGGUGGGACAGCUGUGGAUUAUGCGAACCAUAUAUGUAACGAAGUGGAUCAUACAGCUUUAGUAUAUUCAAACUUUCACUUGAAACCCUUUGAAGAAUGUCGUCGUAUGGUCAUAUCAAAUAUUUCAAACACAAUGUCGGACAGAGUAUCUGUUAACCAUCUUACAAUAAGAAAAAUUGGUGAAACUAGGGGUAAAAGUCUCAAUGAAUUAAACUGUCAUUUGCACCCUCUUGACACAAUUGUCACAUCGUGUCGUUCAGCAUUAAAGUCUCUAGAGCUUGAUAGCUGCGAAUUAUAUGGAAAUGAUUGUAUAGCUGCAAAAAUUGUUUUGGCUAUGAAUAAGAUGAGGUUCAAAGAUGGUAAAGGUGACCCAAAGGGAUUUGUUAAUUUUUUAGACAAUAAUAAACUACCACGAGGUAUCAUUCCAAGGUAUCGUGGAAAUCGCCUUCACAUUCUGUUUCACACUUGUUUUAUUUUUAUAAAACAUUAUAACAAAUUUUUACAUUUUUUAACUAUAGGAACAGUAAAAAUAAAAACUUUACAAAGGGUUCUGCGAGUAGCAUUUUGUAAUACAACUGCUAUAAAGCAAAUGUGUCUACUUGCUUUAUUUGGAAAACUUCUUACAGGGCCGUGGAUGACAAUGUUUUAUGUGUCAUCUGAGAAAGCAUAUUUUGAUCAUGUUGGUGGUAUCCAGAUUGUUAAAAAUGUUGUGCAAACAAUUAAAGACUGCAAAUGCGAUCCAGCUGCAAUAUUUUGCAGAACAACAGAUUUUUUUGGAAAUGCUCUCAAAGCAAAUGUGUUAGAACCAUUAACAAAAAUAUGUAGAAUUGAUGACGAGCUCAUUGCCAUGAUCUUGGCUUGCCUCAAUGCAAUAGAAGUGGUUUUAAAUCGACAGUAUAAGCGCUAUUUUUCCAUUACCAUUACAGAAGCACUUGAAAAAGAAACAGCUAGUGCAAGGCUUCAUAACAUAGAUAGUGAAGAGUUAAUGGGAAUGUUCAGUGCUGCAAAAGGAAGAUCUCCUAAUGCAUCUAUUGAUUAUAUAUCUUGCAAAUUACGAACCAAAAAGAAUGGGACAAUGGAUUAUCUGGAUAAUCUUGAUGACUUUUCUAGGAAAAUGGUAGUUCAGUGGUCUAUUCAGGCAGCACGUAAAAAACGAAUAAAAACUCGACUACAACAUACUGAAAUUAGAGCUGAGAUUUCUAAAAGACAGACUAUAAAACGCCAAAAAAUUGAUGAAAAAGAAAAAAGAAAGUUAGAGCAACAAUUAACAUUAUUAACUAUUAGUGAAAUUCUGAAUUUGUUUAAAAACUUAUCUACCAAGCAAGUUGAUGAUUUAAAUGAUGUUAUGUGUGAAAGAAUUGUUGGGAGAAAUCUUUGCCAUGAAUGGUAUGAUUCCGAUACAGCAAUGACAGUCUUGUAUAAUGGCAGAGUAGAAAAACUUAAAAAAGCUCAGAAAGAUAUUAUAUACACUAUUUCUUAUUGGACUAGAGAAGAAAAUGAUACUGAAGCAGUUGAUUAUUAUAUGAAAAAAUUCCAGCUAGUUGCUGACAUUGUAUCCGGUCAGAGGGGGAACCAUCUAUAACUAUCACAAAGCAUUGUGUGAUGUAUUUUGAGUUUUGCUUCUUUUUUUUAGGUUGUCAAAAAAAAGGAAGAGGGGGGGGCAACGACACGCCCCCUCGCCCAUCUACACCCUUGAAACAAAGGGUGCGCUGCUAGUGAUUUUGUAUAGUAGUAAAAUAUAAUUUUUGAUUUGAA